Messenger RNA from Poeciliopsis prolifica (blackstripe livebearer), 7604 nucleotides. It is a transcript of the gene plppr3a, whose product is annotated as phospholipid phosphatase related 3a. Gene Ontology annotation, molecular function: phosphatidate phosphatase activity. The coding region runs from base 704 to 3289 and encodes 861 amino acids. Lineage: Eukaryota; Metazoa; Chordata; Actinopteri; Cyprinodontiformes; Poeciliidae. The transcript is spliced from 9 exons. Gene Ontology annotation, biological process: phospholipid dephosphorylation; phospholipid metabolic process; signal transduction. The record is from RefSeq and is a predicted model, not a curated record.
UCUCUCUCCUCCCUCAGUAACCCACUACCAUCACCAAUAACACACUCACACACACCUCUUCAACCCCUUUGUGUGUUUAUGUGUGCAUGCUGAGAGACCCGGUGACGGAUGCUGAGCUUAUAAAGCUUCUUUCUUUUUUUUCAUUGUUUUAUUAUUUUAAAUAUACACAUACUAUAUAACAUGGAUACAAUUUAUUCAGCAGCAGCAGCUUCUGCUGGAUGUGGAAGCCUCCAGGUGAGAAUAAGGCGGACCGGGUGAGCGCGUGAGUCUCGCCUCUCCACAAGCCAGGAUCCGGAUUGCAAGAGGAGCCUGUUACCAGGAGCAAGUGCGGCAAAACUGGGACUUUUCCACCAUCAGCAUCCCUCCUCUCUUCUCCUCGCCUCAUCCCUGCUCCUCCUGUGGCCACGCCGCCUCCCCUCUUCCUUCCUUCCUUCCCUCCCUCCCUCCCUCCCUCACUCCCUUCUGUCCUUCUCCUUCUUCCGCGGUCCCAGAAUAGCCUCGCACCCCUUCUCCCCGGGGAUAAGCGCUGGAGUGUUUGGAAUUUCGGGGUGACUCGAGGGAAGCUGGAGGAUGGAUUAGCAGCGGCGGCGCCACGGCGAAACUGGAGCAGCACGCGCGACCACGCCGGGGGGGAAGGGGGCGACGGGACUCGGUGAAUUCGCGGAGCCCCCGGGACAGAGGUUGCGACUGGUCCCACCCCAAGAUGACAUCUCCCAAAACCAAAGCCAAGAAGAAACCACCCAAAGACAGCAUGACUCUGCUGCCAUGUUUUUAUUUUGUGGAGCUCCCCAUUGUCCUGUCCUCCUUGGUGUCUCUGUACUUCCUGGAGUUGACAGAUGUCCUUUCCCCUGCGAUGGUGGGCUUCCGUUGCUACGACCGCGACCUCUCCAUGCCUUACGUAGAGACUGGAGAUGAGCUCAUCCCCCUGCUGAUGCUGCUGAGUUUGGCGUUCGCCGGCCCAGCCGCUUCCAUCAUGUUGGGGGAGGCGGUGAUGUACUGCAUGCAGUCCAAACUGAAGACCUGCCCCAAAUCGGAGGGCAGCAUAAACGCCGGAGGCUGCAGCUUCAACUCGUUCCUGCGCAGGACCGUGCGCUUCGUUGGUGUUCAUGUGUUUGGUCUCCUGGCAACAGCCCUGGUGACAGAUGUCAUCCAGUUGGCUACGGGCUACCACGCCCCUUUCUUCCUCACCGUGUGCCAGCCCAAUUACACGGCUCCGGGGGUGUCAUGUGACAACAACGCCUACAUCACGCAAGAUAUCUGCAUGGGGAAAGACCAAUAUGCAAUCAUGUCAGCAAGGAAAACCUUUCCAUCCCAGCAUGCUACGCUGUCUGGCUUCGCAGCUGUAUAUAUCUCUAUGUACUUCAAUACCAGCAUCAAUACCACAACUAAGCUGCUGAAGCCCCUGCUGGUGUUCGCCUUCUGCAUGGCUGCGGGCCUCGCUGGCCUGACUCAGAUAACGCAGCACCGCAGUCACCCGAUAGACGUCUACGUGGGGUACCUCAUAGGAGCUGGCAUCGGAGUCUAUCUGGCUGUGUACGCUGUGGGGAAUUUUAAAGCAUCAGAGGAAGAUUCUCCCUCUUUGCAGCGGCUGACGUCGGUUCACCACAAGGACGGGCUUAGGGUGUUGACCCAGCGGAGCCACGAUUCCCUGUACAGGAAGACUCCCAGGGUGUCAGAGAGCAGGGAGGAGCUGGGGGCCGGGUUGGGGUCCGGAGCCCGCAGUAAGGUGAGGAGGGACAAGGCGUCCCUGGCCUCGCUGAAACGAGCCAGCGCCGACGUGGAGCUCCUGGCGACGCGCGGCCCCAUGGGCAAGGAAACCAUGGUAACCUUCAGCAACACCUUACCCAGAGUCGCAAAUGGCAGCAGCCCCAUCUCCCCCUCCGACGAGCCAGUCGUCACGCAGCGCCACAUGACCUUCCACGUGCCCUUCGAUCCCCAGAGGUCCCGGCAGCUGGUGUCCGAGUGGAAGCAGCGCUCACUGGAGCUCCGCAGUCAGAGCUCGAGAGACGAAGAUGAGGGGGAGGACGAGAGGGAGAGAGGAGGCGGCGGAGGGGCGGCUGCAGGGGAAGGAGAGAGCAAGGGCAUGCCUUCGUCUCUAUACCCGACGGUGCAGGCCAGCAACGUUACCGCCACGCCGGCGACGGCAAGGAUGGCCGUGGCACCGCCGCUGGUUCACAUCCCCGAAGAGGCCACGCGGCCUCCACCCGUUUCCCCCAAGAGUGCCAAAACGAGAGCCAAGUGGUUGUCGCUCACUGAGGGAGGAAGUGUGAAAGAGCCUGGAUCCGGACCCAUCGCGGUGUCGACUCCCAGGGUUCCCAAUACGCAGCCCAGCCAGCCUCCCAGCCAGCAAAGAGUCACUCAGGUCAUAGCUAUGUCGAAGCAGCAGGGUCACGGAGGAACCACUUCGUCAGCCAAGACAUCAGAAGGGGGUUCCUCCUCGGGGGGUGGCUCCAACUGCUCCGAAUCACCGUACUACCGCAUCCCGUCCGAUAGAGACAGCUGCACCGGCAGCAACCCGGGGAGUGUCGCCGGCAGCGGGAGCAUUGUGACCAUCGACGCUCACGCCCCCCACCACCCGGUGGUGCGCGUCUCAGCCAGCAACGGCAAGCAGUGGGAGUGGAGGAACACCAUCAGCGGCAACAUGAUGAGUGCCGACACGUCGGGCGACAAGCACCGCAUGGCUCUGCAGCGGCAGGACAACGUCUGCCACUACAGGGACUACCGGACGCUGCCGGGAAAAACAGACUCACUCGGCUCUUCCACGACCAGCGGGAGUGUAGAGGUGGGGGUGGGGCUGGGAGUGGAGAUGCCCCCACCACCCCUUCCCACGGCCUCCUCGCCUCUGCCUCCUCCACCUCAGUUGUCUUCUUCCCCUCUUCCACCACCUCCAUCCCCUUCCCCGCUGCCCCCGCCUCCACACUCAGGCCCUACUCCCAUGCCUCCACCUCCUCCUCAUUCUAGCUCCCCUCACAUGCCCCCACCCCCUCACCCUUCUUCCUCACAAAUGCAUCCUCACCUUUUAUCCAACCAGAUGCCUCCUCCACCUCCUCACCCAUCUUCCUCUCCGCUACCUCCUCCUCCUCUGCCCUCCUCGUCCAUGCCUCUUCCCCCACACCCUUCCCACUCCGCCAUGCUUCCCCCUCCGCCCCACCCUGACCUGCUGAUGGAUGGCCACGGCCAGGCCCUAUCCCGCUCCUCCACCCUGCCCCGCCGGCCCUCCGUGUCGUCCCGGAGCCACGCCGAGCAGGAGCACUACUACAAGGCCAUGCAGAAUGAGAGGAUGUUAUAGUUGAGGAGCCGCGGGGAAGGCAACAGACAUCGUCUCAACAUUAGAGAUUGUACUUGAAAUGACAGAACUGAAGGAGGCAUUACAAGAAACCAGGCUGCAACAGGUCAGCAGAGAUUUCCGACUUCUGAAAAACAACAAAAAGGUUUGGAGCCACAGACGGCGCCAGGGACUGUAAGGAGGUCUUAAAAAAAAACUCAGCAGGAUGCCUGUUUUUCCUCGUCUCUCUCGUUUAUCCUGCCACAGCACCAGCCGAGGAAAGAGAGAAUGAAGGAAAACAAGACGGAGAGGCAAAAAAAAAAACGAAGUGAAGCUUGCUUGUGCUUUUGCCUCCGGUUUUGUUAGCAUCUCUGGAGUUUCUUUAAGGACGGGUUCAAAAGAAGGAGCUGAGAAAGAGAUAUCACAAUGGAUGGUGUGGGAUUUGCUAAAUCAAGUUCCCCUAGGGAGGAGGCUGAGAAAACAACUACAGGCAAUGCAUGCUCAUCUGAAACCAGAGCAGCCAUUUGAGGUUUUCCUGUGAUCUCUUUUUAUCCAGCUGAAACACUCUUGUUCCAAUGCACCGUACAGCAGAGAAUAUGGCCAAUUCAGCAAAUUUAAUCACAGGUUUAGGAGUAUUAACUGCAGCUCACAAAGGCUGGAAAGUGAGGGCAUUGUCUUUUCUAUGCCAAGCAGGUGUAUCGGCAUGCACCAGAGAUGCUCGACUGAGGAAGGAGAGGUGAGUAUAAAUAGGAUCAUACACCACUGGGCAACCUCCUAUAUGGACGUCACUGAAUGGAUUAUGGCUGUGCACAUUAGAGGCAGUGGAAUGGAAAGAGAAUCGCUUCUAAAAUGAAAAGUUCAGCAGGAGCACUCGGCACAAAGCGCGGGCUCAUGGUGGGACUUUUCAGCGAGCGAAAUCCACCAUGGACUGAAGAUCAAAUCCAAAACAGGGAACGUAGAUGAGUGUUUUGUUUAUGGACCAAUGCCAGCUACGCUUCUCAACCGCGUCCCCCAUCGAAGUGUAAAAGUCGCUCCAGCCGGCGAAGCUAACCUUCCUAUCCAGCACAUCUGAAGCAGAUGGAGGGUCGCAUCGCGCAGGUUUCACAGAUCAACACGGACACACUAUUCAAAACAAUUCCUGAGUUAUCUGUUUGUAAAAUAUGUUUUUAGAUAUUGUCCAGGAGAGCUCUUCAGGAAUCCUCAAAAGUGUUCAUUUCUAACUUUAUCAAAACUGGACUGUUGAAACUAUCAUUCACCAUUUGUGAGCUCUGAGUGAUUGCCACUCUUGUUAGCCUUUUAGUUAUUGCACCAUCAUUUCUCUUUUUUGUUUUUUGUUUUUGUUGUUUUUUGUUUUUUUACCAAAACCAGGUCUUAAUUCAGGUGAGAUUGCUCUUUGGGAGCCUUAAAAAAUUUAAAAUGAAUUCUCUUAAUUUUCUUCAGGGGAAUCAAACUCAUUUCCAUUUUGGGCCAUAGAAAGAGUAUGAAUGAAUCAUCCUCGAAGAACCAAUUGUGGCCAAAUAUAUUGAUAACAACCCCAUAAACAAACAGCUAAAAUAUUUUAUGAGAUACUGAAUAUCCUUUAGCAUUUCUAGUAUUGGGUUUAUACAGUUAAAAACUACUUUGAAAUUAUAUUUAGGCACAUAACUGUAAACUUGAAGAUGCUAUUUCUGUGGCCCUCUAAGAUCUAGUUUCAUCUAAGUCUGACAUACAAUCUGUUGUGGACUAGAUUUGGCCUAUUAUCUAUACAUUAUCUCUGAGCUUUUGAAGACUUUGAUCACUGGUUCAUGUCAAUGAGGGAUUCAGAACAAAACGUUGAAAUAAUCACGUUGUAUUUUUUAUUUUUUUUGCAGUCAGUCUUCCAUCACCAACUUUAUUCCGUUGAUCAUUUUCUUUAGAAAUAAUCUUUUCUGAUAAAUGCAGGCUCCUAUUUUAAACCAGAUGUAUAACCUUUAUUUUAAAGCAAGAAUUAGCCAUUUUUGUUAUUGAUGAUUGGAGCCCAUUGAGAAUUUGAAUCCUGCUUUUAUGGAAAUCUAACAUUUCAAAGACGAAGAGCCUUAAUUGGAGAAAGGUCUUUUAGCUAUGCUAUGAAAAUUUUUUUGUUUUUUUUAUCCUUCUGUCACAGGUACUCUGUGUAUAUUUGGUUACCAUUGUGAUUUCCCACAUUUUGUGGGUAUCAGCAUGUGACUUUCUUGCUUAGAGCCAAGUAAAAUGAUACAUGACAGAAACGUCUAAUCGAAUGGCUGCUGGUUUAGCCCCCUAGGUAGCUAUAGGGAAGGAUUUGAAACCACACAAAGCAGCAGGGUCUAAUGCUCAAUUUUCAUAUUUGUACUUUUGUUGAAGCUAUGCCGAUGUAAACAUGCCUUCAAUACGAGACGCAACGAGACAAAUCUCUCUCAAAUAACGUUAGUCGAUGAACGAAAUCCUGUGAGCUCUUGGGGGAUUUGGCAGGAAACUGCCAAAUUCCUCCAAUGGCAGACUCGCUGUCUGAAAGCGGACACAUUUUCAUGCACAGCUGCAGAAAAGGGCACGUGUCGGUUGAGGUCUGCGGUUGUAAGGCUGGAUUAAAAGGAAUAUUUCAAUUGAAAUUUCUGAGCUUGUUUGGCACCGAAAGAAAUUAAAGAUGUGAGAGAGAUCUCUUUCUCUAAGCGUUAUCUGAUUAAAAUGAGAAAUUUGUGUAAAACGUACUAUUACGUUGACUUGUUUAUCCUGAAGUUAAAUUAUGACGCUAAGUGGAAUAAUUGCUGCUUGUACUGCUGAGAUUGAUGGGUAAAAUAGCAGAACUAAAAUAACAAAUUAACAGAUAUUUCCUGAAAAUAUUUCAAAUGUAUUAAUUUAGCCGCUUCUCAAAUAUUAAGCAACAUGAUCACUAUGUUAAACCUUCAAAGCCCCAAAAUAUUAAUAUUUUCAACAACAAAAAAUUGAAAGCUCUAAACAAAAUUCAAGGUAUUGCUAAAGGUUUAGCUUGACAAUACUUUUUUUUUUUUUGUUUGCCAUUAAAAAUAUCAUUUUUUGUGUUCCUGGCAACCCUUUAGUUUUGGCCUUAAGGUCCUGUAAUACACUUAAUUACAAGACAAAAAGGUAAAUACUAGUACCAACUAACAUAAGAAAUUAUCUAAUUAUGUUGCUGCAGGGCAAGAAAAUUAACAUUUAAAGGUUUUUUUAUUAUCAUUAAUUCUAAUGAUUAAGAAUUUCCGUAAUUUAUUUAGUUAGUUGCACAAUAAACAGUCUAAAUGAAUGGACCCUUGUUAAAGAUGUGUUGCAAGGCAGUAGCAGAAUCUCGCACUGAAAAUUGAAGUAAUAACUCCAAAGUCACACUUGCACGUACGUUGGUGACCAUUCCUAACACCAUUUCCAUGUUUAAUGAAGCUAAUCUUGCUCUCAUCAAACCAAAGAAGAGUCAGGUCCCAGUUAAAGGGUUAAAAUUUAGUAGGUGAUGUGUCACAUCAUGUUCAUUGAAACAGAAAGUCGUGGCUUUUUAAUAAAAAAUUCCUAGAAAGUCUGAAUAAAAAACAUCAAUAGUCAUUUUAUAGGCGUUAUUUGGGUUCUAAUAACCAUGUUACUCAUGAUUUUGCCCCCCACCCCACUGAACAAUUGUAUUCAUAUAAAAAUUUGACGUCUCAACUUUUUGCUGUGAGAUUAUUCUACUGCAAUAAAAUAUUUAUUUAUCUUAAGGCAUAUCUUUAACACAGAGUGCCAGUAAGUAUGACAAAUGUCCUCCGCCAAUAAGAAAAGGAAGAUUUGCACAACCUCUUGGUGCUCCUUGUAAACUCUUCCUACACACCUUUUUGUCAGUUUAUGGCUUGUACAAAGCUUUUCCUUUAUUUUCAGACCGAAGAUAUCUCAUUUAAUCACAUGUGGUUCAUUUUGGCAACUAAUUUGAUUGUACUUUUUCGAAACACAGACUCGACGACGGGUGGCAUCGCUGUCCACCUGCUCACCCCAAAAAACCCCAGAGGUAAAUAGACUGGUUUUGUAAAGUCGGCCUAGGAAGAGGUUCUGUUAAAUGGAACAAGUUGUGUGUGUGUAUGUUUUUUUAGAGGUGCUUCUCAAAUGAGAAGCUGGUAGUUUAGUUGCCUGUCACUUUGUGCUGCAUGUGUGUAAGAGUGUGUGUAUUUUAUUUUAUUUUUUUACGUUAGUACUUAAACCUUUUUGAAAGAUUAAUCCUCUGGUGAAUGUGCUACAACUUUGAGCCCAGUUUGACUGUAAGAUAUUUGAAAUUACUUAAUAUUAUUAAUACUGUUAUUAUUUAAAAGUCCUCUUUUAUGGGCUAAUGUUUUCUAUCUGUAGUGAUGUGUGACAUUGAUAAGUUUGUUGAAUAAAAAAAAUCAUGUCUGCUUAA